UAAAAAUAGUUUGGAUCCGGUGAGAACACCGCCUAUCUCCGGCGGGGAGACGUGCUUGCAGAGCUCGCAUCAAAUGGCGAGGCCUUCGCAGGUCGCGAUUGACAAUUUCAUCAGCUUCACCGGCUCGACCGAGGUCGCUGCCAUCCAGAAACUUGAGUGCCCAGUUUUGAAUUCUGGCAGUUGUGAUUGCACUCCCCGGACGAGUAUGGUGCGGCCAUGGAUCCUUCUACUUCUCCUCUUGCUCGCAAUCUCGCCGCCUUCUCACUCUUCCACGGUGCACAACAACAACUGGGCCGUUCUGGUUUGCACUUCCCGUUUCUGGUUUAAUUAUCGUCACAUGGCUAAUACACUCUCAUUGUACAGGACGGUGAAGCGGCUUGGUAUUCCAGAUGAGCGGAUUAUACUAAUGUUGGCAGAUGACAUGGCUUGCAAUGCUAGGAAUAGCUAUCCUGCUCAAGUUUUCAACAAUGAGAAUCACAUGCUUAACCUGUAUGGAGAUAAUGUCGAGGUUGAUUAUCGAGGCUAUGAAGUGACUGUUGAAAAUUUUUUGCGCGUUUUGACUGGGAGGCAUGAGACUGCUGUUCCCAGAUCAAAGCGCCUUUUAAGUGAUGAAGGGAGCCAUAUUCUCGUGUACAUGACUGGGCAUGGUGGAGAUGAAUUUUUAAAAUUUCAGGACAAUGAAGAACUUCAGAGCCAUGAUCUAGCUGAUGCAGUGAAACAGAUGAAAGAGAAGCAUAGAUUCAAGGAACUACUGAUAAUGGUUGAUACUUGCCAAGCUGCCACACUAUUCUCCCAGCUUCAGUCACCAGGUGUUUUGGCCAUUGGGAGUAGCAAGAAAGGGGAAAAUUCAUAUUCUCAUCACCUAGAUUCCGAUAUUGGUGUAUCUGUUGUGGAUAGAUUCACAUAUUACACGCUUGCUUUCUUCGAGAAGCUGAACAUGUACAGCAAUGCUUCAUUGAGCAGCCUAUUCAAUUCAUAUGAUUCACAUUUGUUGAUGUCCACUGCAUCUUAUAGAGAAGAUCUCUAUCGAAGGCCCUUGAGUGAGGUACCCGUAACGAACUUCUUUGGCUCGGUCAUGAAAACAUUUCACACAGACUUUGCGUAUACUGGUUUCUCUAUGGAACCUGAGGCUCACAUAUCUUUAGUUUCUGAAACCGAUAGCCGGAGAACAUUAGGAAGUGAAAAUGCUCAAACUGAAGCAGCUAAUCACAAUGCGAAGGAUAACUGCCCUUUCCAUGCAUGGUUGAAGGUUUUAGAAGACAAGUUGGAUAACGAAAAUGCCGAAAAAUUGGUGUUAUAUGGUCUGGGAAGCAUGGUACUUUUGCUAGCAAUUUCAACUUUAUUAUCAGUGUAAGCAUUGAAGGUAUAUGAAUGUUAUUAUGCAUGGGAUACCAUUUUUGUACCAUAGACUGCAUGUUUUCAGUUUUCACCACUCAAUUAUAUCAAUUGCUCAUCUUCAGGUUACAAAAUUCA
Messenger RNA from Dioscorea cayenensis subsp. rotundata (Guinea yam), 1473 nucleotides. RefSeq names its product putative GPI-anchor transamidase. NCBI's taxonomy places the organism in Eukaryota, Viridiplantae, Streptophyta, Magnoliopsida, Dioscoreales, Dioscoreaceae. Gene Ontology annotation, biological process: proteolysis; attachment of GPI anchor to protein; protein localization to cell surface. Gene Ontology annotation, molecular function: GPI-anchor transamidase activity. Bases 74 to 1354 code for a protein of 426 amino acids. The transcript is spliced from 11 exons. The record is from RefSeq and is a predicted model, not a curated record. Gene Ontology annotation, cellular component: GPI-anchor transamidase complex.